AUGACACCCGUACUUCAUGAUGCACUUUUCAAGCUGCUAGGCGUCCACGAAGGGUCGCGACUGCAGGAAAAAAUUAUAAAUUCGUCUCGUCUUCUUAUAGCUGGAGUUGAGGGUACUGAAUGCCCCCCAAAGCCGGCUGCGGUGAUCGAUUUGUGGUCCUCAGAGGUGGAACGGCGUACAGUUGCUGAAAGGCAGCUGGCGUCUAUAUGGAUAGCUGCUAAAUUUUGGGGCUCGUCACUUCAACGUGUCUCACUCUCAACACUCGUAACGGAUCUUUUGUACCGCUUCUGCGUGGAUGCUCAGCAAGGUAGUGAAGGGGUAUGCGCCGGUAGUUGGAAUGACACAAUGGAAAUGGUCAACCGACUCCACGAGGCAGAGAUGGUAUUGCUCCGGCGCCAGAGGUUUGUGGUUCCUGGUGUUUCCGUGGGUAUUGCUUAG
Messenger RNA from Trypanosoma brucei brucei TREU927, 438 nucleotides. RefSeq lists its product as hypothetical. Lineage: Eukaryota; Euglenozoa; Kinetoplastea; Trypanosomatida; Trypanosomatidae. The transcript has a single exon. The coding region runs from base 1 to 438 and encodes 145 amino acids. The record is from RefSeq and is a predicted model, not a curated record.